GCAUUUUUUUUUUUAAAUAAAAUGUUGCCAUUUAGCAACACUGCGUAUUGAGCUGAAUGUCAGCUGUUUUUGUUUACUGCACCACUGAAGCGAACUAUUUUACAGCUGCUGGACAACUACGUAAAAUGUUUACAUUCGAAUAAUACAGCAACUUUGCAAUAAUAUGGAUUUUAAUGUGCACAAAAUAUGUCGCGUCUGCUUGGAGGAGGGGGCACCGAACCCAUUAACUUCCAUUUACAGCACCGAUUUCGCCAUGAUGCCCUCACAGAUGCUGAUGAUGUGCUCCAAAAUUCGCGUUUAUAAGACUGACGGUUUGCCAGGGAUUUGCAACAACUGUCUGUAUCGCCUGGGCGUCGCCUAUCAUUUUCAGCAGGAGUGCGAAAAUAGUGAUAUGAGACUCCGUCAAUAUCUGGGAUUACACGAGUCCUGGCGUCACGAUGCGGCCACUAACACUGAAUUCGUGGCAAACGAGAUUAAGCCAAUGCCGCAAGCCAAUCAUCCGCUCAACUCCAGUGACGACGAAGACGUUGGAGCCGAUGCAAUGAAACGCGGCAAGCGACGAUCGCGCUACCAACGCAAACCGCCCGAAAGUCACAAAAAACGCGGUCCAAAGCCGGUACCAAAACUGCCGCACACCUGCUAUGUCGCCACCUGCCACAAGAGCUUCAAGUGUGCCGCCCAGCUCACGCAACACAUUCGCACACAUACCGGUGAGAAGCCCUACGCCUGCAGCUAUUGUGCUCAGCGUUUUGCCCAGAAGCACAAUCUUAAGGUGCACGAGCGAACGCACACCGGAAACAAGCCAUUCCAGUGUGAGAUCUGCUCCAAGCAGUUCUCAGCGCUGGGCAACUUUCAGGCACAUCAGAAGAUACACAGCGGCGUGCGUGAUCAAAUCUGUUCGCUGUGCCAGAAGGCGUUUUACACGGCUGGUGAUCUGUCGAAGCACAUGAUUACGCACACCGGGAUUAAGAAUCAUCAUUGCGAUGUGUGCGGGAAAUCGUUUAGCAGGCGUCGCGACAUGCGUGCUCACAAACUCAAGUUGCAUCCACUGGAUGCGGGCACUGAGCAAGACAUCGUGGAUGACGAUGAUGACGAGGCCAUCGACACUGACCCUGUGGGCCUUGAUACAGCAUUAGAGCAUGCCCUCUUCAAGUGCCCCGACUGCGACAAGGCCUAUAACACAGCUGAGAGCUUAAGUCUGCACUUUCGCAGCCAUGCAGCGCACAAUAAUCUGUUGAAUUUACCGUUGCCACCGCCUGCACCGCCACCUCCCAUGACCCAUCAUUAUCAUCCGCAUCAUCAUCCCGCGGCGACGCCAUCAGCCACAGCAGCAGCAGCUAUGCAUCAUCACGAUGCACUGCAGCUGCACCAUCUGGCACCUCCAAACGCGGCCACCCAUCAAAUGGGCAUGGCUGCCAUGGCACACAUGCUCGCUCCGCCGCCGCCUCCUCCACCGACGCCCAGUGAGAGUCGCUACACAAUGCUGCAUCACACGGCGGCGCAACGCUUGCACUAUUAAUUUAUAAUACUAAGAUAUUCUUAUAUGAAUAAAAUACUUUUACUCUAUAAUCAUCGAGUAUUAAAGGAACUAAACUAAAAUUAGUUGGUAGAUAAUAUGAACACUUUUAUUUAAGCAGUACAUAUGUGUAUGUAUUUAUUAUGUAUAUGAAUACGUACGUGUGUUGUAUAUAUAAAAUGGAAUUGUUUGUUUGUCAUGUUAGCUUUGUAUUCUUUUUGUACAAUAAAUAUACAUAAAUUUGGCAAGCACAGCUUCUAUAAGAUCAUUGCUAAUUGUCAAUUGAUGUCAUUUAUAUUCAUUAUUACUCGCGCUUAAAUGCACAACUAAAUCACUUAUGUACAUAUGCACGCACAUGUUCAACUAUAUACUGAUAUUACAAUAUAAAUGCAUAAUGUCUUGUUGAAAAAAAUUACUUCUUGUUUUGUUACAUUUUUUGUUUGGUAUUGGUAUGUAUCGUUAUCGUUGGUAUUGGCUUU
This is a messenger RNA of Drosophila albomicans, 1995 nucleotides long. RefSeq names its product zinc finger and BTB domain-containing protein 17. Gene Ontology annotation, molecular function: zinc ion binding. NCBI's taxonomy places the organism in Eukaryota, Metazoa, Arthropoda, Insecta, Diptera, Drosophilidae. The record is from RefSeq and is a predicted model, not a curated record. Gene Ontology annotation, cellular component: nucleus.